Messenger RNA from Eruca vesicaria subsp. sativa (arugula), 183 nucleotides. Lineage: Eukaryota; Viridiplantae; Streptophyta; Magnoliopsida; Brassicales; Brassicaceae. The record is from the annotation of a GenBank genome assembly.
AUGUACGUUUCAGAUGAAUUUAUGGUUGCAGCUACUUUGAUCUUACUGUGUAAAAAACCUAUCGAAGUUGGACCAGUCCCAUGGUUACUGACUGUACCUUCUAUUGCUAUCAUUGGUAGAGAGAUUACAAUGUCUCGUAGCACUAACCAUACUUCUUGCAAGCCAGUGUUGGAUGGCUCGUAG